Neopsephotus bourkii (Bourke's parrot) is the source of this 2145-nucleotide messenger RNA. RefSeq names its product acyl-CoA dehydrogenase medium chain (gene ACADM). Gene Ontology annotation, molecular function: medium-chain fatty acyl-CoA dehydrogenase activity; flavin adenine dinucleotide binding. Bases 506 to 1777 code for a protein of 423 amino acids. Gene Ontology annotation, biological process: fatty acid beta-oxidation; medium-chain fatty acid catabolic process. The record is from RefSeq and is a predicted model, not a curated record. NCBI's taxonomy places the organism in Eukaryota, Metazoa, Chordata, Aves, Psittaciformes, Psittacidae. The transcript is spliced from 12 exons. Gene Ontology annotation, cellular component: mitochondrion.
GGAAGGAAAGUUGUGCGGGGCUGGAGACAGCCCAAAAGAGUCGCUAGCCGAAAGGCGCACUGGCCAAGCCUUAGUCAAACCUCCUGUUCCGGUAUGCACGGGCGCUGAGUGGGUAUCUGCGAGGCAGCGGCGGUACCUCGGCGGCGUCAACAGUCCGGGCUUUCCCCUGUCCUGGGAGCAAGCAGCAAACGCAGCGAAUGAAGGUCUCCGCGGGUGGGCGGGAGACAACAGCCACCCGCCGAGCCGAGCCGCGCCGCCUCUCCUGCUUACCCCGAGCCCCCAAGCGCGCUGUGCCGCUUACCCCCGGCUCUUGCCCACCGCGGAGCCAGGGCAGCGGCUGGCCCAGACUCUCUGCAGCGGCGCGGGACGACCCUCUCGGGGGUUAAACCCCUGCGGGCCUCAGGUCGGCGUAGCCGGCGGCUUGCGCGGCACCGCCCCGCUGCCCCAGCGCCCCGCCUCUCCGGGCUCGGCCGGAGUCUCCGCGGCCACCGGCACCCCCGCCAAGAUGUCUGCACUGCGGGCAACCCGGCAGAUACUUCAGACCAUUGCAGGGCAUGGAUGGAGGUCACAUUCUAGCAAACCUGCUCAAAGCGCACAUAUAGGCAAACCUGGAGCUGGCUUUAGCUUCGAACUUACUGAUGAACAGAAAGAGUUCCAAGCUACUGCUCGUAAAUUUGCUCUGGAGGAAAUUAUUCCAGUUGCUGCACAAUAUGACAGAACUGGAGAGUAUCCUCUUCCACUUAUAAAACGGGCUUGGGAACUUGGUCUUAUAAAUUCACACAUACCAGAAAGCUGUGGUGGUCUUGGCCUUGGCAGUUUUGAAGCAUGCCUUAUUACAGAAGAGUUAGCUUAUGGAUGUACAGGGGUUCAGACUGCCAUUGAAGCAAAUUCCCUAGGGCAAAUGCCAGUAAUCAUUGCAGGAAAUGAGCAGCAGCAGAAAAAGUACUUAGGAAGAAUGACAGAGGAGCCAAUGAUGUGUGCUUACUGUGUAACAGAGCCUGGAGCAGGCUCUGAUGUGGCUGGUAUAAAAACAAAAGCUGAGAAGAAAGGAGAUGAAUAUGUUAUUAAUGGUCAGAAGAUGUGGAUCACAAAUGGUGGGAAAGCAAACUGGUAUUUUUUGCUAGCACGUACCAAUCCAGAUCCAAAAGUUCCUGCAAGCAAAGCCUUUACUGGAUUCAUUGUGGAAGCAGAUAGCCCUGGAAUCCAAGUUGGAAGAAAGGAAAUUAAUAUGGGUCAACGCUGCUCUGAUACAAGAGGUAUUGUCUUUGAAGAUGUGAGAGUCCCAAAAGAAAAUGUACUAAUAGCUGAAGGAGCUGGUUUUAAAAUAGCAAUGGGAGCUUUUGAUAAGACCAGACCACCUGUAGCAGCUGGUGCUGUUGGAUUAGCAAAAAGAGCACUUGAUGAAGCUACUAAAUACGCUUUGGAGAGAAAAACGUUUGGGAAACCAAUUGUUGAACACCAAGCAGUGUCUUUCUUGCUUGCUGAAAUGGCAAUGAAAGUGGAACUGGCUAGGAUGGCUUACCAGAGAGCUGCUUGGGAAGUUGACAUUGGUCGCAGGAAUACCUACUAUGCUUCCAUUGCAAAGGCAUUUGCUGGUGACAUUGCAAACCAAGUAGCUACAGACGCAGUACAAAUUUUUGGAGGAAAUGGAUUUAAUACUGAAUAUCCUGUAGAAAAACUGAUGAGAGAUGCUAAAAUCUACCAGAUUUAUGAGGGAACUGCUCAGAUUCAAAGGAUGAUCAUAGCUCGUGAGCAUGUUGGCAAAUUUAAGGCUUAAAGAAACAUAUAAAGUGUGUCUGGUGCCACUGCAGUGUUCUGUGUUCUCAUGGAAGAGGAUUUUAGUGCAUUUCUCAAUAGAAUUAAAGAGGCCUGGAGAAAAAGAAAACAACACACUUGCCUUCAAAAUCUUUUUAUUCUGUGUUAUUAAGCAGUACUUAUGUUCUCUCUGUCCAAUCCUUCACUCCACUCCUGACUAGCAAAGCUGAUGUUUUCUAAACAUUCUGAAUUCCAAAGUGAUCGGUUGUUGAAAUACCAAAUGGGCAAGGAAUGAGAACCUCACAAUACUUCCUUGCUGUAAAAUUACAUGAUCAGAAUGUUACUUCUGACAGUCAUUGCUGCAUUCUAAUAAAUAUUUUUUUAAGAGUA